Molecule: messenger RNA, 6104 nt
Organism: Xyrauchen texanus (razorback sucker)
Lineage: Eukaryota; Metazoa; Chordata; Actinopteri; Cypriniformes; Catostomidae
Product: proline-rich protein 36-like
Exons: 13
Coding region: 738-5027 (1429 amino acids)
Cellular component (GO): chromocenter; nucleus
Molecular function (GO): DNA binding; chromatin binding
Source: RefSeq, a predicted model, not a curated record
GUGUCUGUCGCGCGCCCCCUCGUGGUUAUGGAUGGCAUAGAAUUCCCAAGCCGACAGCAGUAACUGCGCAUGCGUGAAGGAAAACUCCAUGAUUUUUUUUUUUUGGCCCGGGAUCCUAAGGAGAAAUAGGAACUUGGAAACAGAGAUCAACUAAAAGCACCAUCGUAGAGCCACAAUCAACGCCUAGUUCGCGUUUGUACGCGUUAAAGACGCUUUGGACCUUUGAAUGAAGUGAUCGCACGCGCAGGAUUCACGCGGAAUUGGACGACAAUGCACGGGGCGCAAUAAAACGCUGCGUUAUUGCUCUUUGUUUUUUUAAGCAGGACGUCUCGGAUGGGUGAAGACGCAGGGAAGUGCAUAAAAAUCACCCGACCACGGUAACGGCUCUUGCAACGGAGAAGCUUGUUCGGUUGUCCGGUCGUGUUGUGCAGCGCGCGGAAGAAGCUGGAAACUUCGUAAACACAACAGAGGUUCGUAGCCCGCGAGCUAAAGAAGGCCAACAGCGCGUCACACUGAACGCGACGCGACCAACUAGAACGAUUGCCUUCUUUCGGAGAGUUCCAAAGGAGCAUCUCCGUCCACUUGAGAAGACCGGCGAGGAUUUUGUCAAGGCGGAUUUAUUUUUCGAUUGCGCUACGUUAAUGCUGCGUAAAUGUCCUCCAACUGUUGUAUUUCACGAAUGGUGCUGACCAAGGCUGAAUGAAGAUGAAAAGGAGCUGGAUGUGCGUGAGCAGAAAAUGACGGGGGGCAGUGAGAGUGCGGCAGGAGAUAAAGAUGGAGGUACGACGCUCACCGCUCAGAUCCCGGUUGGCUGGCAGAGGAAGGUGAAAAAUGGCACUGUGUCUUACAUCAGCCCAAGUGGUACAGUCCUGCUAACUGUGGAUGAGGUGAGGGUGUAUCUGCGGACAGAUGGCACGUGUAAGUGUGGACUUGAGUGCCCGCUUGUCCCAAAUAAGGUCUUUAACUUUGACCCUACUGCGAUGGUUCAAGCUCCUGGUCAUCAGACAGGUAAGGUUGAGGAAGACAUGACCAAACUCUGCAACCAUCGCAGGAAAGUUGACGCCAUGGCAGCACUAUGCCAAAGCAUGCAGCCCUCACAGCUCACCCCGUCGGCUCAUGCCACAGGAGGUGUUAUAUGCUCUGUGGACGUCAGAGAGCCGAGAGGGUCUAAUGUGGCUCAUGGAGAUAGCUCCCACUGCACUUACUCUCAUCCGAGACACAACCAGCCCAAAUCCAACAGCAUCAACUUUCCACUGACCUCUCCUCGUUCUGUUCUGCAAAACGGUUCUGUUAGCCGCACCCCCAUCUCACGACCCCCAGAACAAAACUCAACCUUAAAGAAGCCCAUGACACAAACAGCAAUGGGCAGCAAGGUGCCUGCUUACGUGAAACAUCAGUGGAACCCUCAUUCUCAUCCACCUCACUCCCAAAGCAUCCUCCAAAUAACAGUGCACAACUCUACAUCUCCCAACAACAACAACCUGCUCCCUAACUCCUUUUCGCCAUGCCCCUCUUCAUCCUCGGCUCUAGUUAGUCGAAUGCAUCCACCAAACCCGCAGGGAGCAAGUGUGAAGUCGCCCCCACCUCUUUCUGUUUGCUCUUCACCCUCACGCCGGGACACCUUCUCACCCCGCCAGCGUUCUCGCCAUUCCUCAACCUCUUCUCUUUCUGAACAGGGAGCGACAGGAUCCAUCCUCAUCCCGGGGGUCAAACCGUCGCCACCCACCGUGCCAUGCUCCUCUUCCAAGCUCCCUGUCACCCCCGCCAGCCCUUGCAGUCGCCUGGAGGGCAUCUUGCAGCACUACAAAGACUGUAAUGCCACCAACAACAGCUCCAACACUAACUCCACCAUCUUUAGCAACCAAAGUAACCAUCAAAUGUCACAGGCCCUGUCGUCUGCCCACCCUAACCCUGGUGAAAAUAGGAACGGGGCAACUGCAAGCCCACUGAACUCUGCUCAAGCCCCAGGCCUGCUUGGGCAUCCUUUAGGACAGAUUCUCAGCCAACAGAAGAGCCAGCAGCACGUUAGUAGCUCUUUCCCGGCCAGCAGCCUCCUUUCUGCAGCCGCCAAAGCCCAGCUGGCCAACCAGAAAUCCCAGAGCCAACUCAACGCAACAGAUGCGCUGUCUGUACUCCCUCUCAUGGGCCUGGACAAGGAGCAGCAGUCCAAGGUAUUGAUUAGCACUUUAAACAGUAGCCUCCACCCCAACUCCACCAGAGCACAAUCCCUAACUGCCAUGCUACACUCGCACUCCCCAACCCUCUCCCAGAGUCCACCUGCUGUUGCUGAGAAAACCUCUCACCGCAAACGACAACGCCGCAUGCCCACCGUACUGAGCAUGCACAAAGAAUCUCAGUUGAGCCUGUCCUCCGGAGAUCUGUCCACACCGCCUCUCCUCAUCUCUCCAACCCUUUCACCUUCCUCUCCUCCAAUCCCUUACUCGGACAACCACCAGCUCCAUGUCACUCCUCCGAAUGCCUCUUUACCAAACGCCUCCUACUCGAACAGCACUCUUAGGUUGCAGGAUUCAGAGGAAGGCAAGAAGCCGGGACUUGCUAAUCCCCACCCACUUUCCUCCCUUUCUCCAUCCCAGCCUCUCUCCGCACUGCUUCAGCUUCUUAGCAUGCAAAAUGCAGCCCAGCAGUCCUGCAGCACCGCUCCCAUGCCUAGCAACAGACAUACACACCUGUCCCCUUCAUCAAGACCCAUCACUCCACAGACACCCCAAUGCGACAGCCAGCCCACGUUACGCUUCCUGCAUCCUCAACCCCAAAGCCCAGUGCCCAUGCCUGAACCUUCUGCCCAGCUGCCCCCAUCGCAGCCCUUUCCUCUGAUGGGUAAUGAGACAACCAUGAACCUCAAAACAGCCUCCAGCAACACCAUCCUGAACUUGAGCCAGCCCCAAACAGGCACACAGCCGGACCUCAGCAGUUCAGUUAUAAGCAUGGUAAACCAGAUGUCCUCAGUGUCCUGCUUGCCCUCUCUCCCAGAGAAAGAUUGUGGCCUCAAAACAACAGGGACUUCACCUGACCACAACACCUACCAAAUAAACCAGCCCCACCACGCAAACCACAAUCAAGCUGUGGAAACCGAAGGUCCUGGAGACACAGCAGAUCAGCCAGACACAAGACUUCUGGGUAUCUGUGACUCGGACCACAGCCUCUCUUUGCCCGCUGCGCCCACUUCCGACCUCUCCAACCUCUCCGCUGACCCUGCUGUGUCCUUGCCGCUGGCUGAGGCCUUCCCUUUCAUGAACCAAGAACAACUCCUCCAGCUUUUAUCCUCCAAUGCCGGACUACCCUCCUUGCUGCCGCCCUUCCUGGGCUCUUUGCCUUUAGGGGUCUGGACAGGCAGCCAGCCCUCUGUGACAGGAGGUACCCAACCCCAGCAACCGGUACAGCCUGCCGGUGGCAUCUUGAACUCUCCUCUCAAUGUGCUGCCCUCCACGCUCGGCACCCAGGGUGAGCUUCCUCUCAAUCUUGUCAGUCUGUUAAAUCCGCCAGGGAUGGAAGAGGGUGACAAGCCGCCUGGGCUUCAGGCCCUCCUCAUGGCAUCUCUACUGCUCGGGCAGAAUCCCGGCGGGAUGUUGCCAUUACCACUCAAUAUGGAGAUUCCCACGCUACAGCAACAGUUGUUUGCGGAUGGAGUGUCCCUGGAGAAGACGCCUGCUCUACUGGACUCUCUCCUGUUGGGGCCGGGGCUCUUGGAGGCCCUUCAAACUCUAGCACCCCCCACAGAUGGCCAGUCACUCCUCCUAUCCACCCCUCUCUCCCCUCCCCCAGCCGCCUUCCUCUCCCUCAACCCCUCGCUGCUGGUCGCUGCUCUCGCUCAGACCGAACCCCUCUCCAACCACACGCCACCCCCCCCGCAUCAUUCUCAGGGGACUCUGUCCAAUCCUACUCUAGUUUCUACCUCUGUGUCCUGUGCCCCCCUGGUGCCCACUACAGGCCAGGAAAUGUGUGACCCCCUGACUGAGCAGGACAAACACACCCACACACCUAAUUUCCUGCACCCCCUACUCGCACCGGGGGUUCUUGGUGACCUCGCAGCUCUGGGUAACAUUAACAGUCUGCAUAGUUUACUAGGAGUUGGGCCACUGUUGUUACCCCAGGGGCACUCUCUGGGCGUCCCACUGCCACAGAACCAAACACCUCUCAACCCACUCACCUAUCUACAGCUCACAAUGGCGCCUACGCUGAUGGGAGAGAAGCCGGUGUCUCUCCACGAGACUCCUCCAUCACAAGAAGCUCAGAUAUCCCAGGAUUCCCUGCUCAGUCCAGUCCAGACAUCUGCGCAGCAGCGAGAGGGCUCGAGUGGGAGUGGGACUGGGCUGUUUGACCCCUACAGUUCCUUCAUGGACACAAUCUACACCUCCUUCCUGCAGGUCAGUGAGCGAACCGAAGGUGGGUCUGACUCUACCCCCCUGACGUACCCAGAACUGCCGCCCAUCCUCCAGCAGACCAGCGCCCCACCCUCUCUCAGCCCACGGCGGGCGUGUUCAGUCCAUAACCCGGAUCUGUCCCGUAUCGGCAUGGAAAUGGCGCAGUCUCCCGCUCGCGGAACGCCCAAACUGAGUGAAGACCCCUCGACGCCGCCUCCCAGUAAACCAGCAGGGGCUGACGCCCUGUCGGACGCUCCCCUGCAUCCCGCCUUCAUGGAGGAAGCCAAGAUGGACGGCUUGGCCAACGUGUGUCUCUAUAGCAAUGGGAUUGGUUUGGGAAUGGAGCGGAGAGGAGAAAAAGAUGAGGAGCAUGAUGACGAACGAAGGCUGCAGGGGUAUUUGAGUCCCGGUGAGAGGGCGAGAAGAGAGGCGGGCGAUGACAUUAACAACAGAGGCACUGAGCAGGGAAGGGCUGAAGACAUGCACACAGUAUCCAGGAGGGGGCGCAAGAGAAAACAGUCCCUGAAGAGGACGCCAGAGCUGCCGGGGGGGAUGGACAGCAUCAUAGAAGAGCCCGCCGCUGCAAUGGCACUGUUGAGACCGGCGAGAUCUGCAAGAGGGAAGAGACGACGCGUGAUCCGAUAGCCCUCGUGUUACUGUACUUACCGCCAACACCAGCACUGCUGCCAUGGCAACACCACCGUCACCACGCCACGCCGUUUGACUGAGUUGCACUGUGAAGACUUGCCGUUUGAAUCGUGUCUGUCUGGUUAUCUCGCUUCUGCUCGCACACUUUUAAGUUUUUAUUUUAUCCGUUAAACUGCCGUUAACAGUCUCGUCUUUUGUCUGGGUGCGGUGAUCUCUCGAGUACUCGCUAUGAGCUUCAUUCAUGAAACAAGUAAAUCGUAUUUACAACUACUGUUGCGCAAAUGGUGGCAUGAAUGUGACGGUUAUUGUUUGUAAAACUGUUCUUGCUUAAAUUUCCAGACUGAUGUUUUCGUGUAAGAAUAGUUGUCGUUCGUAAAACAAUUAUUGCGUAAAUUAUCGUACAGAUGUGACUGUAAGAACAGAUUUCAUUGACAAUUUAACAACAGUUAACGUUCGUAAAACCAUUUGUGCGUAAAUUGUUGCAAAAAUGUGACCAUUUAAAAAAAUAUUCUAAUCAUUCGUAAAAGCAUCCGACAAUUUAAGAAUUGUUACAGUUCAUAGAACCGUUCUUGUGAAAAUUGUCACAUGAAAUGUUACAAUUUCAGAAUAUUUAUCUUUGUCGCAAGAAUUCCACAAUUUAAUGGUUGUCGUUGGUCCUUGAACGUGACAAGAAUAGAUCAUGUUCAUAAAGCCAUGCUUUCGUAAACCUUUGCACUAAUUUGACCAUUAAAGAUUGUUCGUAAACCAUUCUUAUGAAAAUUGUAGCUAUUGCUGAAAUUUGAACAUUACAAUUUAAGAAUCAGUCCUGAGAAUAUUAAUUCAACAAUUUAAGAUUUGUUACAGUUCAUAUAACCAUUCUUGAUAAAAUCGUAACAUAAUGUGACUUUUUUUUAAUAGUUAUUGUCGCAUCAAUUCAGUAAUUUAAUGGCAUUCAUUCAGAUGAAUUCGACAAUUUAAUUAUUAUAACUUGACAGUUUUUAUCAUUAUUUUUGUUGCAUGAAUUUUUACAAUUGAAUUUUUUUUUUAAAUGAGUUUGACAAUUUGUCACAAUAUGACAAUUUUAAUAAUUAUCGU